Dicrocoelium dendriticum is the source of this 564-nucleotide messenger RNA. NCBI's taxonomy places the organism in Eukaryota, Metazoa, Platyhelminthes, Trematoda, Plagiorchiida, Dicrocoeliidae. The record is from the annotation of a GenBank genome assembly.
AUGAAAGCCAGGGAGGAGCCGCAGUUGAAAACGCUCCCGGUAACGCUUCUUAAAAGAAGGAAGCACACAAAUAGGGAUGUAUUCAAAGCACAAAGGGAGCGUGCAGAGCAAAUUAGGAAACGCGCAAAGACUAGACGCUCUGAAAUUAAACGGCCUGCUUUCUUCAUUGCGGCAUCCAGAAAGCGCAGGAGAGAUGAGAUGCGCUUAAAGCGUGUCUUCAAGCGCAAGAAACCGUGUAUGGCUGCUGAUGCCAACCGCCUUGGAUUAAUCGUGCGCAUAAAGCGCGAAGAAGAAGAGAUCUCAAAGGAAUGCUUGGAGAUUUUACAUUUAUUACGUUUGGAUACCUAUAAUUUGGCCGUCUUUGUGAAAGUGAACCAGCCUAUGCUCGAGCUGCUUAGCUUCAUCGAACCUUACAUUGCUUGGGGUUAUCCGAGUCUGCAAACAGUUCGAGACCUACUUUUCAAGCGUGGUCGCACUCUGAUUGGACGUCGUAGCCAAUCGGUCGACAAUCAGCUAAUAGAAUCGAGGCUUGAUUGCAUUUACAAGGCUCACCUUUUUGUGUGA